AUGCUUGAGUCCAAGGAACCCUUGGCGCAAGCUCCGCUUUACGCGGACCUAUCCUUGCUUCGUGGAGUCCUGGCCAGACUCUUCGGCUCUGGCGAGGAAACAGAGGCCCAGGCGAUACAAGUAAAGGCCGCUUUUAGGCUAGGAGCCAAACGGGAUGGCGGCGCCUCUCGUCCACCGAAAGUCGUCCUCGGAUCGAUGGAGGAAACCAAAUCUGUAUUCCAGCGGGCCUUCCACCUGAAAGGGGAACCCGUCAGGCUACUACGCGACCUCGACGCGGACGAACGGCAGAAGCUGAAGCAGGCAUUAGCCGAUAUCCAUGAGCGUCGAGCAAUUGAGGAGGCGCCCCCAUUUCCGGUGGAGCCCUCUUGGGAUACCGAACAAAGAGUCUCCUCUGGCGUAAACUGGAGGUACAUGCAGUCGGCUGCCAUCGACAGGCGCAGCCGCGUGUGCAUAAUGUCUGCCAGUGUACGUAGUGUUUUGAACAAACGAGACGAUUUGGAGGCGUUUGUCAUGGAGCACUUCCCUGUAGUCAUCGCCCUCGCCGAAACCUGGCUCACCCCCGACGUUCUUGACUCUGAGGUCUCGCUUCUGGGCUACGCGGAUCCUGACUGUCAGGGAGAAGCACUGUGGUGCAAAACCAAACUGUGCUGCAACGGCUACACGACGAUAGGAGUCUACCACAGACCACGAGCGACAGCCCCGUUGGCCAUCCUGGACGAUAUGCGGCGAUGGGCUGGCGACGACCACUGUUUGAUGUUGGCCGUCGCCGCACCUGCGGCGACAGCUGACGUACCAUCGUUGGAGAUUAACGGUGCCCUGGCAGAAAUCGAUGUUGACAAGGCGGGAGCUUUUGCGUAA
Echinostoma caproni is the source of this 858-nucleotide messenger RNA. Lineage: Eukaryota; Metazoa; Platyhelminthes; Trematoda; Plagiorchiida; Echinostomatidae. The record is from the annotation of a GenBank genome assembly.